Messenger RNA from Dryobates pubescens (Downy woodpecker), 2442 nucleotides. Its product is annotated as maestro heat-like repeat-containing protein family member 6. The record is from RefSeq and is a predicted model, not a curated record. The transcript is spliced from 18 exons. Lineage: Eukaryota; Metazoa; Chordata; Aves; Piciformes; Picidae. The coding region runs from base 1 to 2442 and encodes 813 amino acids. Gene Ontology annotation, cellular component: cytoplasm.
AUGUUCUCUCCCAGGGUCUGCCCCUGUUUUGCACAGAGGAAGAUCCUCAGACAUGAGUGCCCCAAGAUCCAGAAGUUUGGUCUGCUGGGGAAGCUGGUGGGGCAGCUCACCCUCUCCUGCACCUGCAAGGACAAGGAGACCUCCUGCGAGGCUGCAGAAGCUCUCUAUGAACUGCACAUCUUCGUCCUGCAGCAGACAAGCAAGGUGGAGUGGAUGGAUUACAGUGGGCAGCUGCAGCCUCUGGUGGGCUCACAGAAGCAGUCUUGGAUGUUCUUCAGGGAGAAUCGUGCCAGGAGACUCUUCUCGAUGUUCACAGAAUGCCUCCAGCCCUCCAGCCGGGCAGAGAUCAUCCUCAUGGCCAUCGCGGCCAUGGAGCCCACAAGCGGCUACAAUGUCAGCGUGGCUGCCCACAUGGUCAGCAGCCUUGUGGUGGACUCUUCCUUCCUGCCAGGAACGGUGAGGAAGAUUGUGAGUGCCAUCUACAGAAAGCUGCCUUCCAUCAAGGCACUGGUAGCCCUCAAGAGCCUGGACAGAGCCCUGCUGGCGCUGAUGGACCAAGACCCCAGAGCGGUGGUGGCCACUCUCUUGCACUUCUCACAAAGGAGCAGCAGGUAUGGGCCUCAGCAGCCUUUGGGGCUUCUCUCCCACUGGCAGUGGGGCCCCGAGACCAUCCUGAGGGACUUCAGCCUGGCCACCCUUCACGGUGUCCCUGCUGACAGAGCCCUGUGUCCCUUCAGGGCUGCCAGCACUAUGUGGAACGUGGUGCUCUCCAAGCCCCAGACCAGGGAGAAGGUGCUGCAGGAGCUGGUCAGAGUGAUGAUGGACAGGUCGCAGCGCAAGACCUGCAUCGAGACCGACCCACGCCUCUUCUGCAUGGCUGCCAUCAAGAUCGUAGGCAAGAUCGUCCUGCAGCCCACCUGCCAGCAGGAGGUGAAGGCAAUUUUCCCCCAGCUUUUCCUGGCACUGCUUUUCCAAGUGUCAUUCACCACUGAGCUGAUGCCUGCGGAGGUGCUGAUGUGGUGGGACAACCAACAGGAGCAGUGCACUCCUAUCAGGUCUGCCGUGCAGUCCAUGAGAGUGCUGCUCUGCAGCAUGGGCUUGGAGAGCCAGGUGCUGGCCAUCCAGGAACAGGGGGGCUGGGACGCCCUGCUCAGAGCCAAGACCCACCUCAUGGGAGUGCGCAUCGUGGCCAGGGAGAUGAUGGAGAUGCCAACGCUCCUGCGCUCCACCUUCUUCUGCCAGCUGGCAGAGAUCCUCAGCGGGAAGGACCCGAGCUGUGAGAUGAUUGCCAUGGUCUUCUUCACUGAGACAGUGGAGUGCUCUGACUGUGAGGAGGAGCUGCAACGUGCCCUGAAAAUCCUGGCCAUGUCUCUGCAGAGCCAGUGCCUGGGGAUGCCCAGCCUGGUGCUCAGAGCCAUCCUCAGGCUCACCCAGAGGCCCGACACAGCAAGGAAAACCCUCGUCCUGCUGCCACUCGUCCUGGAGCGGCUGCGGGAUGACGACGGCGCCAGCAGCGCCGCAGCCCUGCCCGUGCUCGCCGCCAUGCUGCGGCUGCUUGAGGGGAGGAGGCUCAACCUCGCCGCCCUGGAGCUGGCUGACAAGCUCUGGCCCCUCUUUGGCAACGAGUCGGACACUGUGCGGGAGCUCUCCAUCCGUCUCUUCCGAGAUGCGAUGAGGCUCGUGGCGCGCCAAGGGAAGGAAAAGAUGAAGAAGGUGGUGUGCAACAGCCUGCUGCCACUGCUCUUCCACCUGCACGACGAGAGCAAGAGUGUGGCCCAGCAUCAGUCCCCAGCCGGUGCAUCUUCCCCAGAUGGCCCAGGACAGGCGGCUCUGAGCCCUGCCAAGAGAGGGGGCACCGGGUCCUGCGCCCCUGCUAAUGGUGGUGGCAUCUCUGCUGCUCUCCAGGCCUCCCAGGAAGCUCUCCGCAGCGCUGGCCACUUCCUGAACUGGAGGAGGCUGGCACAGCUGGCUGGGACUCAGCAGGCAUGGAGCAUCCGCGAGCGCUUGCUGUCCAAGAACAGGAGCAGGGCCAAGGACUACCUGCACCAGAGCCAGAGCUACCUGCGGAACCCUCAGGAGGCCCUGCGGCUGGAGGCUGUGAGGUUCAUUGGCCUCAUCGGAAGACUGAUGGAUGAACGGGAGGACAUGGAGCAUGUCAGAGAGGUCCUUGAAGAUGCGAGGAUAGAUGACAGCCCCCUGGUCUCCUCCCUGCUGACUCAGACCAUCCUUAUCCUUGGACAAACAAGUUCGGAAGCCCAAAAGCUGCUUUCCAGGAGAAACGCCAUCAAGAUCGUAGGCAAGAUCGUCCUGCAGCCCGCCUGCCAGCAGGAGUGGCUGCUGCAGGAGGAGCCCAUUGACUGCCUGGACACCGCGGUGCGGCAGCAAGCCAUGCUGGCCACGGCCACCAUGAGUCUGAAGAGCAUCUCUCUGUCCCUGCAGUAG